AAUAUAAAAUAGUCUAGAAAUUUAAGAAGAAAGUAACUACUUCUUUAAUUUUCAUAAGUAACGAGAGAAAAUAACUAUGAAUCAUGGUGAAUGUUAUGAAAGGAGUUCUCGUUGAAUGUGAUCCAGCGAUGAAACAAUUCUUGCUACACUUAGAUGAGACUCUUGCACUCGGAAGGAAGUUUAUUCUCCAAGACCUUGACGAAACACAUUUGUUUAUAUCAUCAGAUAUAGUGGAAACAUUACAAGCUCGUGUUGAUGAUUUAAUGGACCAAUUAAGUAUACCAGUACACGACAAAGGACUGUAA
Messenger RNA from Papilio machaon (common yellow swallowtail), 305 nucleotides. It is a transcript of the gene Tfb5, whose product is annotated as general transcription factor IIH subunit 5. Gene Ontology annotation, cellular component: transcription factor TFIIH holo complex; transcription factor TFIIH core complex. The transcript has 2 exons. NCBI's taxonomy places the organism in Eukaryota, Metazoa, Arthropoda, Insecta, Lepidoptera, Papilionidae. The record is from RefSeq and is a predicted model, not a curated record. Gene Ontology annotation, biological process: transcription by RNA polymerase II; transcription initiation at RNA polymerase II promoter; nucleotide-excision repair. Bases 84 to 305 code for a protein of 73 amino acids.